AUGCCCCCAACUAUCGCCUCUCCGCUCCGCAUGCUCCUCCUCUCCACACCGGAAACACCUCCUUCCUUUCUCAAAGAUGUCUCCCAUUACGAAAUCCGGACGCCCUACUACAAUGCCGCCAUCCCCAUCUGGCGGGACGAACUCCCCACUUCUUCACCCGAACUCGAGGCGUGGAAGGAAGAAUGGCUGGGGCAAGAAGCGGGCGAAGUGGUACAAGCAGUAGGAGCAUGGAUUGUAUGUUUCAGGAAGCCUAAGGAAAAGGCAGAGCUGGAUACAACACGGAAUCUACUAGCCACAAUCCACGAGGUGGUGAGCAAUCACACGAGCUCUGGCUAUGCUACAAGUGAACCUCUGCUGCUGGCAGUGGGCACGCAGCAGACGAUAAGUCCUGGUCUGGAGGUUACUAAUGAGGAAUGGGAGAAUCUUUGCAUGGACUGUGGAUCUUGGGAAUGGAUUGAUGGGGAGCUGGAUUGGAAAGUGGAAUGGAAAGGAGAAGGCAAGAAGGAGAGAAACGAGUUUGGAGGUGAGUCUAGGAUCUCGACCCAGCAGACAAAGAGGAAUUGGUGCAUCUGUGCUGAUUCUGGCGCUUUCCAAAUAGAGAGGAGAGGUAUCGAGCGACUGAAGGAAGCGCUCGAAGCAUGCGAGUGGGAGGGUGUUGAUGUGGACAACAUAUCUGACGACCUGGGAUUGGAGAAUGGCUUUAGCGCCGAGGCAGCGGAAGUAGAGCGAGAAAUGAUGGAGUUGAAAAUGACCGUGAAUGGAGCAGAAGGAUCCGAUGAGGGUGCAGACGAGGGCGUAGAGGAGCUGGAGAACAUGAUGCUGAAAAUGCAGGCGAUCAAAGACAUGGGUGCCGACAUGCCCGAAUCAGAGAGAAAAAAGUUCGCGGCGAAGGCCGUGAGAGAUGUUAUGAGGGCACUUUAG
Molecule: messenger RNA, 921 nt
Organism: Letharia columbiana
Lineage: Eukaryota; Fungi; Ascomycota; Lecanoromycetes; Lecanorales; Parmeliaceae
Exons: 3
Coding region: 1-921 (306 amino acids)
Biological process (GO): vesicle-mediated transport
Molecular function (GO): protein-macromolecule adaptor activity
Source: RefSeq, a predicted model, not a curated record